Messenger RNA from Nycticebus coucang (slow loris), 376 nucleotides. It is a transcript of the gene RPS29, whose product is annotated as ribosomal protein S29. Gene Ontology annotation, cellular component: cytosolic small ribosomal subunit; ribosome. Gene Ontology annotation, biological process: translation. The record is from RefSeq and is a predicted model, not a curated record. The transcript has 3 exons. The coding region runs from base 95 to 265 and encodes 56 amino acids. Lineage: Eukaryota; Metazoa; Chordata; Mammalia; Primates; Lorisidae. Gene Ontology annotation, molecular function: zinc ion binding; structural constituent of ribosome.
AGCACGGCAUUCUGGGUAAACUGUCCCGAAAGUUUGAAGGGCGCACGCGCACAGCAACUACUUCCUUUUGCCUCGUUGCACUCCUGAAAGCAAGAUGGGGCACCAGCAGCUCUACUGGAGCCACCCGCGAAAAUUCGGCCAGGGUUCUCGCUCUUGUCGCGUCUGCUCAAACCGGCACGGUCUGAUCCGGAAGUACGGCCUGAAUAUGUGCCGUCAGUGCUUCCGUCAGUACGCGAAGGACAUCGGGUUCAUUAAGUUGGACUAAGUAAUCUUCCUUGAAUGGAUUCUCCAGGGAGAUGCCAUGAAAGAAACCCAGCUAACUCAAUACAUCCAUAGAUGAACAACACAUGUACAUAAAAUAAAAUUUUAAAAAACC